Messenger RNA from Strongylocentrotus purpuratus (purple sea urchin), 2110 nucleotides. RefSeq lists its product as uncharacterized. The record is from RefSeq and is a predicted model, not a curated record. Lineage: Eukaryota; Metazoa; Echinodermata; Echinoidea; Camarodonta; Strongylocentrotidae. The transcript has 4 exons. The coding region runs from base 441 to 2060 and encodes 539 amino acids.
GGUAUACGGGGGAGAGUGCGAUCUACGUAAGACAGCGGUGAAUUUAUGGCGGAAAGAGAGGCGAAAUCUCGCAAUGCACGAGAGAACAGGUGGUGGUCUACUGUACAUGGUAUGUGUACACACACACACACACGCACGGGAGCGCCCAACGUACGGGCCGAUUGCACUCGCUUACGUAGAACCGUGCUACCGACACUAGUUGACUACGUUAAGUGCGGUGUUUCUUCAGAAGUAAAAGCGGAAAAGUGCUGAUUUUUCUGUUGUAUGAUCAAGAAAACCUUUCUUUGGAAUAAGAAUGUAGAGGAUCAAAUGUUUUGGAUUGUGGAGUUUGAAAUUUAGAUGCUGACAUUCCGAUACUACUCUUCAGCGGCAUAAAACAUCAGAUGUGGACAUAAUUUCCUUUUCACUUUUUGUGCGGUGAUUUGCGAUUGUUUACUGCAAUGAUAAUAAUGGCGUCCACCGGUAAUCAUUGUUGGACUUCUUUGCUUCUCUUUUUGUCUAUCAUCAUUUAUUCUUCAGCCCAGUAUUUCUCGGUAGAACCACAAGAUAGAGAAGUGGUGGCCGGAAGCAAAGUUACGAUGACAUGUCGGGUGUUUAACCGUCCGGAAGGUUCGUUGCUCUACUGGAUAGCGCUUGGUGCGACCAACACCUCCAUAGGGCCUGACUACGAAGUACCGUUCAGCUAUAGAGCAAAGUACGAUAUCAUUGGUGAUCAGCGAAUCAACGAUUACAAUCUCGUGAUCAACGACUUAACGGCUGCCGACGCCGGGGGCUAUGUAUGCCUCCUGUUUCCACCUGGACGAGGUGAUAAUGUCGCGCCGACAUCUGCGAUCGCGCAGACGAGAGAAGCUUCGUUGACGGUGGCGACGUUGAGUGCGACCGGUGCUCCGGCUUGCUGGGCUUCCCCACGGCGCAACGUCCAUGUCGGGGAGGACGUCACGUUCAAUUGCGCCUCGACCUUUGAAAACAACACCCUAGCAUGGAAGCAAGGGUCCAACUCACUGCCGUCGUCGCCGAACACGACGACAGCGAUACCGUCAUUUAUCAUGACGACAUUCACGGCCGAAUCCUCGAUGAACGAGGCACGGUACACUUGCGCGUCGGAGACGGACUCGAACAGGCAGUGUCAGAUCGCUCUCGGGGUCACCUUCCCUCCGGAGGUCACCAUCGAACCCGUAGGCGAGGUCAAGGCGGGUCGAGAGGGACGAUUCCGGUGCACGGCGACGGGAAACCCAAAUGUUUUCGUCUACUUCUGGAAGUACAAUGAGGAGCCCAUCGAGUAUCAAUAUCAUCGUCGAUUCAACAUGGCCAUUCUGGAGGAAAGCAAUACCAUCUUGGUCCUCCCUGAUAUGGAUGAGACCGACGAUGCCGCCCUGUUGGAAUGCACGGCGAUCAACGAACAUGGCCAGGGUGUCAAUACCUUCCCCAUCCGCGUGGCCACCAACAACGUCACCUCCGUGGUCGCGUGGAGUCUCUGCGCCGUCAUCGUCGCCAUCAUCAUCCUGCUCCUCCUCGGAUUCUGCUUCUGGAGGUCGAGGCAGCAUAAGAAGCUGGAGAAGAUAUCCGAGGCUCGUCGAGGCACCCGAACACACUCAGGCCCCAUCGAGAGUGAGAUGAACGGCAACGUCAACCCCGCCUUCGUGGGCUUUUCACCGCUCGAUGUCGACUCCGUUGGUUACGGUCCCGAUAGUCAACCAUAUCAGUCGAGACCCAGCGACAGGGAUUACGACACGGGCCACCCCAUGCCGAUCCCGAGACAGACUAGUAAAAUAAGCGGUGAAUCCGACAGCGAAGGAAUCGUCAGGGACGCCGACGAGGAUGAAGUGACCCAAACCUACACCUACCAAGUCAAUCCCAAGUUCGAGGAGUACCGACACAAGGCGAGCUACGACGUCAGCUACGACGACGAAAUCGACCACGAUGUCGAAGAAAAGAAACCUCUUCCGCAGAACGACCUCGAUCUGGAGAAUGAGUUGGUGGGCGAGCUCAGCAUGUUUUCCGACUAUGAUCGGAACUUCGACGAGGAUGCCGAACCGGUGGUUGUGAGCACGGAACUAUGAUGAAAUGAAUAUUCAUACAUAUCACGUGCCUUGCUUUAAAAUACAAUAAA